Molecule: messenger RNA, 1180 nt
Organism: Zea mays
Lineage: Eukaryota; Viridiplantae; Streptophyta; Magnoliopsida; Poales; Poaceae
Product: isopentenyl-diphosphate Delta-isomerase I
Exons: 6
Coding region: 131-1021 (296 amino acids)
Biological process (GO): isopentenyl diphosphate biosynthetic process; isoprenoid biosynthetic process
Cellular component (GO): cytoplasm
Molecular function (GO): isopentenyl-diphosphate delta-isomerase activity
Source: RefSeq, a predicted model, not a curated record
AGACACUUUUAUAUAAAAAACGGUAAAACCCUACCUACGCCUCGCAUGGUCGGUCGCACCGAACAGCACGACCAGACCAGUUGCCCGGCUCACCAAAUCCAGGCGUGGCCGUGCGACCAUCCCUCCCCUCAUGGCGUCAUCGGCGGCGCGAUCCCUCGCGCUCGUCGCGUCUGCCUCGGCAUCGCUCGGCGUCGGGCAGCGGUCGUGGGCUCGCUUGGCUGUCUCUUCCUCUUCGGCUGGGUCGGCCCUCCCCAAGCUCCGCGGGCUCCGCUCGUUCGCCGCCUCCGCAGGGGGCGCCGUGAUGGGGAAGCCAGGCCCCGGGGUCGUUGACGCCGACGCCGGGAUGGACGCCGUCCAGCGGCGGCUCAUGUUUGAGGACGAGUGCAUUUUAGUGGAUGAACAAGACAAUGUCAUCGGCCACGAGUCCAAGUAUAACUGCCAUCUCAUGGAGAAGAUAGAAGCUGGAAAUGCCCUGCACAGAGCUUUCAGUGUUUUCCUUUUCAACUCCAAAUAUGAGUUGCUACUGCAGCAAAGGUCUGCAACAAAAGUGACAUUUCCACUUGUCUGGACAAACACCUGCUGUAGCCAUCCUCUCUACCGCGAGUCAGAGUUGAUUGAGGAAAAUUGUGCAGGGGUGAGAAAUGCAGCCCAGCGCAAACUAUUUGAUGAGCUGGGAAUAGUGGCUGACGAAUUACCUGUCGACCAGUUCAUUCCGCUUGGGAGGAUGCUUUACAAGGCUCCUUCAGAUGGAAAAUGGGGCGAACACGAGUUGGAUUACCUCUUGUUCAUGGUUCGUGACGUGAAGCUCGACCCGAAUCCUGAAGAGGUGGCCGAUGUCAAGUACAUGAACCGGCAUCAGCUGAAGGAGCUGCUCAGGAAAGCCGAUGCCGGGGAAGAUGGCGUUAAGCUCUCCCCUUGGUUCAGGCUGGUGGUGGACAACUUUCUCAUGGGCUGGUGGGAUCAUGUCGAGCAAGGGACUCUGCAGGGGGCAGCAGACAUGAAAACCAUCCAUAAAUUGUAAAUCUUCUAGAUCGCUUAAGCACGAGUCUUGCCCUGUUGAGGAAUAAGCGCUUGUCCUGCUGUUUGGUGCUGGAGGAAUAAUCGAUAAAAUUAUAACAGAGUGAUCUUAAUUCUGGAACGUAACUAUUAACAUUGAACCCCAUCUGUGAUGUGUAAAUUU